AUGGGUAGUUGUCAAAACAUGCAUGAGCUAAUAUCUUAUGUGUACUCUCUAUUGAGAAUGGAUGAACCAAUGUCACCCAAAUCCGGGAGGACCAUUUUAUCUCCACGCAAUGAAGACAUCCAUAAGAUUAACAUGAACGCAUUAGAAAGUUAUCAUGGGGAGGCUUACACGUAUUUUACUGCUGACAAAAUGAUUCGGGAUGAUCAUGGAAGGGAUUCGACUUUUACUACUAAAUUUCUAAACAAUUUGAGUCCACCAGGAUCACCUCCAUUUAAGCUAGACCUUAAAGUUGGAUGUCUGAUUAUGUGGCUGGGAUAUCUGGCACCGAAAGAAGGCCAUUGUAAUGGUACAAUACUGGUGGUAACGAGGUGCAGACGAAACGUGAUUGAAGCUAAAAUCAUAACUGGGAAAAAAGAUGGUGAGGAAGUAUUCAUCCCCAAAAUAACUUUUCAACCUUCAGCUUCAGAGCUAAACAUACAAUUGGAAAGACGUCAAUUUCCCAUAAGCGUUGCAUAUGCGAUGACUAUUAAUAAAUCACAGGGACAAUCGAUGAAUUAUAUGGGCACUGAUUUACGUACUCCGGUAUUUAGCCAUGGUUAG
Molecule: messenger RNA, 600 nt
Organism: Papaver somniferum (opium poppy)
Lineage: Eukaryota; Viridiplantae; Streptophyta; Magnoliopsida; Ranunculales; Papaveraceae
Exons: 1
Coding region: 1-600 (199 amino acids)
Source: RefSeq, a predicted model, not a curated record